AUGUUAAUAACUCUGAUAGUGAUAUUAAUGCCAAAAGUAAUUGAAAUUAAUCCAAAUUUGAAUGAUGUUUAUGAAACAACAGAAAAUACAUGUAAUGAAACGGAUACAGAAUCUCAAUCUGAUGACAAUACUUUAAUUGCCUCUAUACUAUCUUUAUCAUGUAGUAUCUUUACGAAUUCAACUAAUCAAAGUAUAACUUCAACUAAUCAAAGUACAACUUCAACUAUUUCAACGAAAAGAGAAAAAAAUCAACAUGCAAUUAAAAACAAAACAAAAGAUCAGCUAAUUCUUUCACAAUUUGCACGUAAAUAUUUGACAACUCCUGCCACAUCAGUUUCAUCUGAACGUCUAUUUUCAGAUGUGGGAAACUUAAUUACACCUAACGAAAUCGAUUAA
This is a messenger RNA of Ambispora gerdemannii, 396 nucleotides long. Lineage: Eukaryota; Fungi; Glomeromycota; Glomeromycetes; Archaeosporales; Ambisporaceae. The record is from the annotation of a GenBank genome assembly.